Juglans regia (Persian walnut) is the source of this 1621-nucleotide messenger RNA. RefSeq names its product stemmadenine O-acetyltransferase-like. The transcript has a single exon. The record is from RefSeq and is a predicted model, not a curated record. Bases 9 to 1406 code for a protein of 465 amino acids. NCBI's taxonomy places the organism in Eukaryota, Viridiplantae, Streptophyta, Magnoliopsida, Fagales, Juglandaceae.
UGAGUUCCAUGAUGAAAAGCUUUGGUGCGGAAAAAAUGACAAUGGAAGUCGAGAUCAUUUCAAGAGAAAUCAUCAGACCAUCCAAUUUACGAACAUCACUUCAUUUUCCGAAACCAUACAAACUCUCUUACUUGGACCAGUUAGUACCCACACUCUAUUCCCCACUUAUCAUCUUUUAUGAUUCUAAGAAUCAUACUCAUUCUAAAAGUAACCGAUCCUUGUCAACUCAGCUAAAAGAGUCACUCUCAGAAACUCUAAAUCACUUCUACCCCUUUUCUGGAAGGAUCAAAGACAACUUCUCUAUCGAUUCUUUCGACGAGGGCGUUCCAUUCAAUGAGGCUCGAGUCCGUUGCCAUAUGUUGGACUUCCUUCAACAUUCUGAAAUCGAGUCACUGAACCAAUUUCUUCCUUGCUUGCCAUUCCACAAAGAACCAAACCCGGAGGAAGCUGCCCAAUUAGCCAUUCAAGUGAGCAUAUUUGAUUGUGGUGGAAUAGCAAUCGGCAUGUGCGCGUCACACAAGGUUGCAGAUGGAAGCACGUUGCGCCCUCUCUUCCUCCAUUGGGCAGUUGCGACAGGUGGGCCUCGUAAAAAAGUACCGUGUCUUGAUUUUUCUGAGGCAUCAUCGCCAUCACACUUUCCUCCACAACAUGUUUUGCCUCAGAGCUUGGUCUCUUUAGUUGAGAGUAUUUGCUUUAAUGAAACCAAGCACAUGAAGACAAGGAGGUUUGUGUUUGAUGGGAGUGCCGUAGCUACCCUAAGAGAGAAAGCAAAGAGUGAACGAGUGGAUGACCCAACCCGAGUUGAAGCGCUGACUGGUUUUAUUUCUGAGCAUGCCAUGGCUGCUUCAAGAGUAAUAUCAGGUUCUCCAAAGCCAACUAUCAUAAACCAAGCAGUAAACAUCCGGCGACUAACGAAACCACGCUUACCAGAUAAUUCUGCGGGAAAUAUCUUUUUAGAAACAUCGGUAGCCCUUGAUCGUCAUGAAUCAGCAAAGAUCGCGGGGAUACAACUAAGUGGCUUGGCGGCAUCCUUGAGAGAAGCCGUGCAGAAAGUUAAUAGUGAUUACAUAAGUACUCUGCAAGGUGACCACGGUUUUGAAGUUUACUGCGAGAUCAUCCAAAAACGGAUGACAGAAAAACUAGGACAGAAAUACCCAGACGUGUACACUUUCUCCAGUUGGUUGGGUUUGGAUAUCAAUGGCUUAGAUUUUGGAUGGGGGAAACCCAUUUGGUCUGGGAUCAUGGGGGAGGCCGGUCCCACAAGUAGGAAUCUCAUUUUCUACAAGAAAACGCAAUGUGGGAAUGGAGUAGAGGCAUGGGUGACCUUGGAUGAAAAACUGAUGGCCAUAUUCGAGAAUGACCCAGAAUUCCUUGCCUUUGCUACCCUAAAUCCGGCAUGGGUGUAAGCCAAUAGGUCGGAAAUAUCUAUAUUUGUCCAACUAGUGUGCAUGGGUAUCCACGACGUUAUAACUAAAAUUAUAACGUCACAUACUCUAUAUAUGUUAUGUAGUAGUAUUACUAUUCCAAAACUAGAAAGCUGCUCAUGCUGAGCUGGUGUGAAAAAUAAGUUAUAGGUGUAGGCUCGUGCUGCAUAUACGGCUUGCAUUCUCGCCAUGAUGAA